Molecule: messenger RNA, 4156 nt
Organism: Engraulis encrasicolus (European anchovy)
Lineage: Eukaryota; Metazoa; Chordata; Actinopteri; Clupeiformes; Engraulidae
Gene: cep131
Product: centrosomal protein 131
Exons: 28
Coding region: 106-3564 (1152 amino acids)
Biological process (GO): cilium assembly; regulation of centrosome duplication; intraciliary transport involved in cilium assembly
Cellular component (GO): centriolar satellite
Source: RefSeq, a predicted model, not a curated record
CUGCUGUCUGACACUAAGAUUUGGACUAAGGCAGGAUUUGAAACCGAUAAGGAGUUUAAUCCAACCUCUGGCCGACUGGUCUGCGCAUACUUUUACAGUGUGAGGAUGCACACCACUCGCAGCCCUGCGUCCAUCCGGUGCGGGGGUGCAGGUGAUGCGCUGGACCUCAGCUUGAGCGGCUCACAGCUCUCCGUCUCCAAGAGGCCAAGCAGCGCGUCGCCGGGGAAACACUUCGCCCGCUCCGUGUCCGUCUCCGUCGCCAGCGAGGGACGUUCCAAACGCAACACUCUGGGAGAUGCUGCCUUCAGUGGAUCGCGCUCCAUCAAGAACCUGCGACGCUCCAACAGCACAACGCAGGUGAACCACCAAGCCAGCCUGAGUGAGGAGUGUUCGGAUGACUUCCUGGCCCUGUUUGACAGCAGCUCUGAUGGACGACGCAAACUGGCCAGCCUGACUAAGGCCAGCCCCGACCGCACCACAUGGAAUAUACUGGAUGACCAGCCGCGUGCGUUUCCUCUGCCCAGCAGCUCCCGCAGUGUGGGCAGCAUGGAGUCGUCUCCCCCGGGCCCCCCCAGGAGGAGAGAGGAGAGAGGAGGAGGUGGAGGAGGAGGAGGAGGAGGUGGUAGCAGUGGCAUCACCCUGGCUCCCAACUUUACUGCCACCGCCAACAACAGGAGUAAUAAGGGCGCGGUGGGCAACUCUGUUACCACCAUCCUGCACAACAACCACUCUGAGAAGCCGCUCACACCGAAGAGCUCCAAUCAGAAGCCAGCUUUCAAUAACAUCAUCAAGGCUACGGUGCAGGAUGAGAGCCCCCUGGAUAACGGCUCACUGACCAAGUCCCAGAAGAACUUCUCCUCGUCCUCAUCAGCGUCCAAUAACAACGCAGCUCUACGCAGCCCAUCGCAGCCACGCCCCCGACGACAAGAAGUCAGCGAGGAGGAAGCUGAGAGGUUCAUCCAGCAGGUCAACCAGGCCGUAAUGACCAUCCAACGCUGGUACCGUCACCACAUGAGGAGACGCCAACACCAGCAGAGCCCAGAGGUGGCCAUCAGACGCCUACUGGUCACUAAGAAGAAGGAGCGUGAGCAGAGACAGGUGGAGGUUGAGCGUCCGACAGAGAAGAGACGCGAUGAGGACAGAAAACGCACCAGAGAGGAGAGGGCCCGCCAAGCACGCCUAGCAGCCAUACAGGAGCUGCAUCAGAAGAGAGCCCAGCGUGCGGCCGAGGUGGCUCUGGUGGCGGAGGCGGAGCUAGAGGCCCUGAGGCAUGCUGGGAAGGCGGGCCGCAAGAAGCCCUCCAAGACCACGCCCACCAACCAGCUGGCUCCACCCACCAACCAGCUGGCUCCGCCCAGCCCACACUCCGACACUAAGUCCAAGAACAAUGACUCGAAUGUAAACGUGGUGUCGGAGCUGGACGAUGUCCCCAUCCCCCGCAUGUUGUCCCCGGCACCCAGGGGGGUGUCACCUGCGCUCUCUGGCCGACGCGACUCACAGUGCUCCCAGGAGAUCCUGGAGCGUUCGGUGAGUAUGGAGGACCACAGGCAGGUGGCGCCACUGAGUUUGAGUCGAGCUCAGUCCAAGACGACGCUACACGACCUGCUGGACACCAUUAAACUGCUGGAGGAGGAGCCGGAGACGCUGCCACAGCACAAGAGCUACCGCAAGGAGAAAUACGCCUGGAUAGACGAGGAUGGUGACUCCACGUCUCUGACUGCUGAUAAUCUGGAGCGUCAUGGUCAGCUGAGUGCGGUGCAGGUGCCGGCCCUGCCUGAUGGUGGCGCCACUCUGCUCUCGGAGGCCAAACUCCAGAGCAUCAUGAGCUUCCUGGAUGAGAUGGAGAAGUCGGAACAGGAGAGACCGCGAUCCGUCACCUCGGGGGAACACAGAGAGGUGCUGUUAUCGGAAGAGGAGUUGGUGGGUGUUGACCAGGCGUCGGCCACAGCUGCGGAGGUCACCGGAACCGUCAUGAGGCUCAAGAUGGAGCUGGAGGAGAAGAGACGCACCGUCAACAUGCUACAGGCAGCGCUGAACCAGCAGCGUGAGCUGACUAUCCGGCACGUGAAGGAAACAGAGAAGGAGCUGAACCAGAAUAUGCAGCAGCAGAGAGAACAAUAUGAGGCAACGAUACAGAGACACCUCAGCUUCAUAGACCAGCUGAUAGAUGAUAAGAAGGCGUUGAGUGAGCGUUGUGAGGGCGUCGUAGCUGAGCUGAAGCAGGUGGACCAGAAAUACACCAAGAAGAUCUCCCAGAUGCAGGAGCAGCACGAGAUGGUGUGGCAAAUUCUGGGUCCGUUGUGUGAGGAGAUUAAGAAGUUGAAGGAGUUGAUGAGUGCUACUGAGAAGAUCCGGCGUGAGAAGUGGAUCGACGAGAAGACCAAGAAGAUCAAAGAGAUCACCGUCAAAGGUUUAGAGCCAGAGAUCCAGAAGCUGAUCUCUCGCCAUAAGCAGGAGCUCCAUAAGCUGCGUGUGCUGCAUGAGGCUGAGAUAUCGCGUGCGGACGAGAGAGCAGCGCAGAGAUACCUACAGCAGACGGAGGAGCUGAGAGCACAGCUGGAGCAGGAGAGAGACCAGCAGUGUCACCGGGAGAGAGAACUGGCCAAGCAGAGGUUUGAGAAGCAGUUGGCUGAGGAGGAGGUGGCUCUUCAACAGCAGAAGAGGAGACUCUAUAAGGAGGUGGCAGAGGAGAAGGAGAGACUCACACAACUAGCCAACAGGCAGCGUGCGGAGCUGGAGGAGUUGAGAAAACAGCUGGAGGACAACAGCUCACACGCUGGCAGAGCACUCCGAGAGGAGAUGGAGAAGAGUAGAGAGGAGCAGGAGAGGAGACACCAGAUUGAGAUUAAGGCCCUGAAGGAGCGACUUGAGAUUGAGAAGCAAACAUGGGAGGAAAACUACAUGAAGAAAGAGGAGGUGUGGUUGUUGGGUCGUGAGCGGGAGUUGAAGGAGGAGGUGCGUCGGGGUCGGGACCAGGAGAUUGAGCUGGCCAUCCAGCGACUGGAGGAGGAGACCAGCGGAGCCAGAGAGGAGUGCGAGAGAGCCGCCGAUAACAGGGUGAAGCGUGUGCGUGAGAAGUACGAGGCCGAGCUGCGUGAGUUGGAAAGGAGUGAACGGCAGGCCACGGAGAAGCAGCAGGAGCUGAGGAGGAGGCAGACAGAUGCUGAGGCGGAGAUACACACACUCAACACACACCUCAGGCAGAGAGAACAGGAACUGGAGGACAUCACACAGUCACGUGACAAGCUAGCGGAGGAGCGCCGCAGCCUUGCAGAGGUGAUUCGUCAGGAGUUUGCGGAGCGCCUGGUGGAGACGGAGGAGGAGAGCCGGCGGCUGAAGGUGGAGGUGGCGGAGGUGCGCGCGCGACUCCGUCUGGAGGUGGAGCGGGUCUCACGGGAGAAGGAGGAGGAGCUGGAGGAGGUGCAUCACCGGGUGAAAUCAGCGAUUCUGAAGAAGGAGGAGACGGUAAACAACUUACGCAAGCAACACGAGGCGGCAGUGAAGAGAGCGGAUCACCUGGAGGCGUUGCUGGAGCAACAGCGGAAACAGCUGCUGGGGAAAUAGCACAGCGGCCCGGGACAUCAUCCCCCUGAAGGCCUCCUCCACACACCUCCACCAGCCCCCACAGUGCCCCUCAACUAUCCCCCUCCAGCCCCCUCUAGCCCCCCACCAUACUCCAAUAUGUCCUUCCUUCCCACCCCCAUGCACCUACAUGCCUAGAGCUCCCAUCCAUCCAUCCUGGCCGCCAUUCUCCAAUACAACGGGCCUGGAUCUACGUGCCUCUCCCCUCUUCCCCUGGUUCUGUCUGCAUGCAGAUGAGGAACCUUAUGGGGGCGAGACAUGCCAUUCCACAGAUGACCAGAACCUGGAACAAGAACCUGGACCUGAGCACCCGCCCACACACACCCACACAAACCCAGAGAACCUGCUUCCCCCACGGCUGGGCCCGUCUGCUGGGCAGAACAGGGCCACACAGAACUAGAACGAAAACUCUGGGUGUUCCGGAACAGAACAGGGCCAAACGGAACUAGAACUAUACUCUUGGUGUUCCAGUAACAGUAGUCCCAUGGGAAAGGUGUGUUCUUUACAGUGGGAACAGUGAGAGGAGACUGAAGAACUUUUGUUGCAACAAGAGAGAGGCGUCUGAAGAACUUCA